UGUGGGGAAUGUGGGAAGGGCUUCAGCUUCAGCUCCCAACUCAUCAUCCACCAGCGCAUCCACACUGGGGAGAGGCCCUAUGAGUGUCCCGAGUGUGGGAAGAGGUUUCAGAGGAGCUCCACUCUCCUUGUGCACCAGCGGAUUCACACAGAUGAGAGGCCCUUCCGCUGCCCUGACUGUGGGGAGGGCUUCAAGCACAACGCCAACCUCAUCACCCACCGGCGCAUCCACACUGGGGAGAGGCCCUAUGAGUGUGGGGAAUGUGGGAAGAGCUUCAGCCACAGCUCCAGCCUGAUCCUCCACCAGCGGACCCACACUGGGGAACGUCCCUAUGAGUGUGAGGAAUGUGGGAUGACCUUCAGAUGGCGGUACCAACUGACCAUUCACCAGAUGAUCCACACUGGGGAGAGGCCCUACGAGUGUCCUGAGUGUGGGAAGGGGUUUCAGACCAGCUCAAAUCUCCUCGUGCACCAGCGGAUUCACACGGAUGAGAGGCCCUUCCGCUGCCCCGACUGUGGGAAGGGCUUCAAGCACAACGCCAACCUCAUCACCCACCGGCGCAUCCACACUGGGGAGAGGCCCUAUGAGUGUCCUCAGUGUGGGAAGAGCUUUGGCCAGAGCUCUCACUUGACCAGACACCAACAGAGGCACCGGUAAGGGAAGCCCUUCGAGUGCCCCAAGUGCAGGAAGAGCUUUGUUGCUGCUCCAGCUCCAUCUCCCGUCACAGGACCCACGUUGGGCAGAGCCCUGAUGACCCACGUUCCCAGUGAUCCCAGUUGGGAACACACUGAGCUGGUGGUCAUUUUGAUUAGGCCCUGAUUUUCAUUUCAUUCUUCAUCCCUUUAAAACAGACAAAAUUGGGGUAAAAGUCAACAGAUUUGUCACAGGCAUCUAAAACCUCACUUUUUACUAGUGCUUGAAGGGAGUCUGAUAUUCAGGGAGGUAAAUGGGUGGGGUUUGGGGGUAUUUGGUAUAUUUGUCUCCAUCUCUUGGCACUCAAGGAGACGAGUGAGUUCGAUCUGUCACCUCAGAAUCACUCUAUGCCACUGAAAAGUACUCAUUCCCACCCAGAUUUCCUGGAUUCCACAGCCCCUCAGGGUGUGUUGCCUGAAAUUUUAGCUUUCAUAUUUUUCAUAUUCUGUACUUCCUAGGUUUGUAGUUUUGAACUUUUCAUUAGGUGUUAGUGAGCUCUCUUCACAGAGUAGGUAGACAAAACAAUUCCUUUUCUAGUUUGAUACCAAAGACAACUGUUACAAGUUCCAGGCCCAAAAGCAUGAAGAAGGGUGGACUGAAGAGAGAAAACAAGAAGGAUGG
Molecule: messenger RNA, 1314 nt
Organism: Parus major (Great Tit)
Lineage: Eukaryota; Metazoa; Chordata; Aves; Passeriformes; Paridae
Product: zinc finger protein 2-like
Exons: 1
Biological process (GO): regulation of transcription by RNA polymerase II
Molecular function (GO): RNA polymerase II cis-regulatory region sequence-specific DNA binding; DNA-binding transcription factor activity
Source: RefSeq, a predicted model, not a curated record